GGAUUGUACGCACGUGCGCCUUUUCUGUACACACUUCCGGCUCAUCAUGGCGGCAUCCAUGGCUUGUCAGGCUGUUGCAAAAGGUCUACGUGGAGCAAGUGCCAGUUGCUUGUUUCUUAAUAAAAACAAGUUGGCGCGAGUGAGCUCCAGGCGAUGGCUGAAUUUGCAGGAAUACCAGAGCAAGAAGCUGAUGCAGGAGAGCGGGGUAACGGUGCAGCGCUUCUUCGUGGCGGACACUGCCCCCGCAGCCCUGGAGGCCGCCAAGAGGCUAAAUGCUAAGGAGAUCGUUCUGAAGGCUCAGAUUCUGGCAGGCGGACGCGGGAAGGGCUUGUUUGAUAGUGGCCUUAAGGGAGGAGUGCACCUAACCAAAGACCCUGCAGUGGUGGGGGAACUGGCUAAGAAGAUGCUUGGCUACAGCCUCACCACCAAACAGACCCCGAAGGAAGGAGUCAAAGUGAAGACGGUGAUGGUGGCCGAGGCUCUGGACAUCACCAGGGAGACGUACUUCGCCAUCCUCAUGGACCGCGCAUGCAAUGGCCCGGUGAUGGUGGGCAGCCCGCAGGGCGGGAUGGACAUCGAGGAGGUGGCGGCCAACACGCCAGAGCUGAUUUUCAAGGAAGUCAUAGAUAUUUUUGAAGGGGUACGCGAUGACCAGGCGCUGCGCAUGGCAGCUAAUUUGGGUUUCAAAGGACCUCUGGAGAGACAGGCGGCGGAUCAGAUUAAGAGGCUCUAUGAUCUGUUCCUGAAAGUCGACGCCACUCAAGUCGAAGUCAAUCCUCUGGGCGAGACUCCCGAAGGACAAGUGGUGUGCUUUGAUGCUAAAAUAAACUUCGAUGACAAUGCUGAGUUCAGACAGAAGGCUGUCUUUGCCAUGGACGACAUGUCAGAAAGUGACCCCACUGAAACCGAGGCCGCCAAGUGGGAUCUCAAAUACAUCGGAUUAGAUGGAAACAUUGCUUGCUUUGUGAAUGGUGCUGGCCUUGCCAUGGCAACCUGUGACAUCAUCGACCUCCACGGAGGCAAACCUGCCAACUUCCUGGAUUUGGGGGGCGGCGUGAAGGAGAAUCAAGUCUACCAGGCAUUCAAGCUCCUCACUGCUGAUCCAAAGGUGGAGGCCAUAUUGGUGAACAUCUUUGGGGGAAUCGUGAACUGUGCCAUCAUCGCCAAUGGCAUCACCAAGGCAUGCAAGGAGCUGGAGCUGAAGGUGCCUCUGGUUGUGCGUCUGGAAGGGACCAACGUUCAGGAGGCCAAGAGUAUCCUCUCAAAGAGCGGGUUGCCCAUCACAUCUGCUGUGGACCUGGACGACGCCGCUAAGAAGGCCGUGGCCAGCAUCAAGAAGUAGAGGCUUGACCAUCAGCAUCCAGGACCUUCACACACACACACACACACACAUACAACAUCAAUGUUUAAGUAUUGCAGAUUCAUCAGGUUAGCUCAGGUUGGUCUACACCACUUCACCUUGUGUCCUUUUUUUGAAUCUUUAAUACACUUUGUUUAAUAUUCUCAUUCACUCAUGCUGUUCAUGGUGUCUUGGGCAGUGUUGCAUUAAGGUCCUCUUCCCUGCAACAUGUGUCUCGCCAACUCACCAAAUUACACAAAGGAAGGGAGAAAAUUGGUAUGCAGUUUUAAGUAAUUGGGUGCCCUUGUUUGCAUGGAAAGACUUGGAAAGCUGUUUGAGUGUUGGGAGGUGAUAAAUAUUCGCUGGGAUUGUUAUCAGGAUCGGGGGCACAGAUGCCAGCUCUGUGUUACACUUUAAUUACACUUUAAUUAUCACUGUGAUUCAUUCUCUCUGUGGGCCCAGACAUGGCCUCUGUGAGUGGCUGAGACUUCAAACACGCCAUCUGAAAAGAAAGCUGUUCCUCAAGUGACUUUAAUAAUAACUCAUGGCCUUGUUUCUUACAUGUGUUUUUUUUGUUUGUUUUGUUGUUUUUUUAUUUAAGCCUUAAUGGGAGAUUUAACAGAGAGGUUUUUGUUAUCUGCUAUUCUAUAAAGUUCAAACCACAAACACCGGGGACAUGUGAAGAAUGCCAACUCCAUUGUGUUCUUUUUUUCCUUUUUUUUUUUUUUUGCCAAUCCUGAGAUACACCUUUGGUUCAGAAGCACAUUUUGUAUUCCUGGUGGUAAUGUUAAGAAGCUGGAUGCAUGUGUAACAACCCUGAGCGUGGUUCUGAUUGGGCCCCACAGCUGUGUGUAAGCCUUUGGUAGCCAGUCAUAACAAGCUGAAGCCAAACCAGCCGUCAGUCGAAGAGAGAAACAUCAACAGGCUCAUUUUGUCAACUGCUCAUUCUUCAGAUUUUUAGAAGAAUAUUUCUGGAGGUUGCAGAAUCAGAUAUUUUUGUAAUACCGUAUGUAAUUUCAAGUGUUACAUUUUGACACGGAAGUGCACUAAUUUGUGAAUCGAGUUCAAGAACAUUCCUGUUAUAGGCCAUUCUUGUUUAUCUGAAUAACAAUAUAUAAUUGUAAUCUUUUUUGAAAUCAUGAAUGUAUUUUAAGAAGCAAUAUAUAUAUACUCUACAAAUGAAUUGUCUUAAAGCGUCCAAAUAAAGAGGAAUAUAAGGAGAAGAA
This is a messenger RNA of Clupea harengus (Atlantic herring), 2565 nucleotides long. RefSeq names its product succinate-CoA ligase GDP-forming subunit beta (gene suclg2). NCBI's taxonomy places the organism in Eukaryota, Metazoa, Chordata, Actinopteri, Clupeiformes, Clupeidae. Gene Ontology annotation, molecular function: ATP binding; succinate-CoA ligase (GDP-forming) activity. The record is from RefSeq and is a predicted model, not a curated record. Gene Ontology annotation, biological process: succinyl-CoA metabolic process; tricarboxylic acid cycle. Gene Ontology annotation, cellular component: succinate-CoA ligase complex; mitochondrion.